Messenger RNA from Meriones unguiculatus (Mongolian gerbil), 11617 nucleotides. It is a transcript of the gene Vezt, whose product is annotated as vezatin, adherens junctions transmembrane protein. The transcript is spliced from 12 exons. Gene Ontology annotation, molecular function: myosin binding. Gene Ontology annotation, biological process: cell-cell adhesion. NCBI's taxonomy places the organism in Eukaryota, Metazoa, Chordata, Mammalia, Rodentia, Muridae. The record is from RefSeq and is a predicted model, not a curated record. Gene Ontology annotation, cellular component: plasma membrane. Bases 115 to 2466 code for a protein of 783 amino acids.
GGUAGUUGUAGUUUUCAGUGCCCCCUGAGGUGGGCAGGAGCUGAAGCCUGGGUGCUGACUGCCCUCCUGCCUUCAUUUCCCAUCGUGCUGAGGCGGGUGGUAUGGCGGAGAAGGAUGACACCGGAGUUUGACGAAGAGGUGGUUUUUGAGAAUUCUCCACUUUACCAGUACUUACAGGAUUUGGGACACACAGAUUUUGAAAUAUGUUCUUCUUUGUCACCAAAAACAGAAAAAUGCUUAACAACAGAGGGACCUCAAAAUCCUCCCAAAAGCGUCCUACCAAAACAGGGCAUCCUGUUGAGACUGACAGAAACCAUCAAGAGUUGGACUUUUUCCUCUCAGUGCAAUAAGAAGGAUGACUUACUCCACAAGUUGGACACCGGAUUUCGACUGGACUCACUGUAUACCAUCCUGCAACAGGAAGUCCUGCUACAAGAGGAUGUGGAGCUAAUUGAGCUGCUUGAUCCCAGCAUCCUGUCUGCAGGGCAACCUCAACAAGAAAAUGGACACCUUCCAACACUCUGCUCCCUGGCAAUCCCUAAUAUUUGGGAUGUCUCAAUGCUAUUUGCCUUCAUUAGUUUGCUCAUCAUGCUUCCCACUUGGUGGAUUGUAUCUUCCUGGCUGGUAUGGGGAGUAAUUCUAUUUAUUUACUUGAUCAUACGAGUUUUGAAAUUAUGGAGGACAGCCAAACUGCAAAUGACUCUGAAAAAAUAUAGGGUCCGUUUGGAAGAUAUGGCAGCAAAUAGCCGAGCCUUCACUAACCUUGUAAGAAAAUCUCUACGUCUCAUUCAAGAAACUGAAGUCAUUUCCAGGGGAUUUACUCUUUUGCUUGACAGGGUCAGUGCUGCUUGCUCAUUUCAUAAGGCUGCACAGUGUCCCAGCCAGCAUCUCACCGGCCUGCGGAAAGCUGUCUACAGGACUGUAAGAGCCAACGUUCAAGCCACAAGGCUAGCUACCCUGUACAUGCUGAAGAACUACCCCCUGAACUCUGAGAGUGACAAUGUCACCAACUACAUCUGUGUGGUACCUUUUAAGGAGCUGGGGCUUGGACUCAGUGAAGAACAGAUAUCCGAAGAGGAAGCUCAUAACCUGACAGAUGGCUUCAGCCUGCCAGCCUUGAAGGUUUUGUUCCAACUCUGGGUGGCACAGAGUUCAGAGUUCUUCAGACGCUUGGCCCUGUUGCUUUCCACAGCCAAUUCGCCCUCGGGGCCCUUGCUUACUGCAGCACUCUUGCCUCAUCGUAUUCUGUCCGAUGUGACUCAAGGUCUACCUCACGCUCAUUCCGCCUGCUUGGAAGAGCUAAAGCGCAGCUAUGAGUUCUUCCGGUACUUUGAAACUCAGCACCAGUCAGCACCCCAGCGCUUACCCAGAACUCAGCAGAAGUCGCGAGAGCUGAAUAACGUGCACACGGCGGUACGCAGCUUACAGCUCCACCUGAAGGCGCUACUCAACGAAGUAAUAAUUCUUGAAGAUGAACUUGAAAAGCUCGUUUGUACUAAAGAAACACAAGAGCAGCUAUCAGAGGCUUAUCCAAUACUAGAACAGAAAUUAAAACUGAUUGAGCCCCACGUUCAGGCCAGCAACAGUUGCUGGGAAGAAGCCAUUUCUCAAGUGGAUAAACUGCUACGAAGGAACACAGAUAAAAAAGGCAAGCCUGAAGUAGCAUGUGAAAACCCACACUGCAUUGCAGCGCCCUUGCUGCGACCUACUCUACACAUUGAGGACAGAGACCCCAUCCCCGAGGAACAGGAAUUAGAAGCUUAUGUGGAUGACAUAGACAUAGAAAGUGAGUUCCGAAAAGAUGAUUUGUAUUACUUGUCUCAAGAAGACAGAGAGAGACAGAAGCGUGAGCAGGAAGAAUCCAAGAGGGUGCUACAGGAGUUAAAAUCUGUGCUGGGAUUUAAAGCUUCAGAGGCGGAAAGGCAAAAGUGGAAGCAGCUCCUGUUUAGUGACCAUGCUGUGUUGAAAUCCUUGUCUCCUGUAGACCCAGUGGAAUCUGUAAGUAAUUCAGAAACACUCAUGAAUUCAGAUACAGAAAAAGUCGGUAGUAAUGAUACUGAAGAGGAAAAUAGUCAGACUGCUACACGUGACAAUGAAGGAAAUAGGACUGAGUAUGUAUGUGAUAGCCCUCCGGAGGGUGAACAUAAAGACACUUCCGCAAAUGAAGUCUUCCUCCAAGGAGCUGAAGAAAGAAUGUGCUACCAGUGUGAGAGUGAGGCUGAGGCUCCCCAAGCUGCUGCUGCUGGGCCCCCUGCCCUUCCAAGUCCUAGGGACUCAUCACAGCUCUCCAUUAAGCAGAGGCUGGCCCGACUGCAGCUGUCACCAGAGUUCACCUUCAGCGCUGGCCUGGCUGCCGAGGUGGCUGCCAGAUCUCUCUCCUUCACCAACAUGCAGGAACAGACUUUCGGUGAUGACGAGGAAGAACAAGUAGUUGAAGGGAGUGAAAAUGAGGUAGAAGAAAAAUAAAAGCCAAGAAGAAGUAAUCUUUUUUGAUUGUUCCUUUUGCAAAAGUGUUCUAGCUUCAAGACUGGAAAGGGAAAUGAGUGUGUGUUUACUCUAUUAAAGCUAAGACGUGAAUUUACAGGGUGAAUACUGACUUGAAAACCUAGAUACCUGUAUAGGUAGAUCUUUUAGGAACAGGAGAGAAAGGUAAGGGCAUUUUUAAAUAAACUGCUGUUUCAUUUGUGGCAAAACUGAUAAUCUUGGAAAUUCUUUAAGUACUUUUAAUAAGAAAUGAAUUUAUCAUUUUUUGCCAAAAUUUGCUGCUGGAAGAUAACUGGGACGAGUCUCUUGCAGAGCAUAAACAUUUAGAAUGAGCCUUUUCUACUGUGUCCUUGCAGUAUGUAACUGCAGCGGUCAUGUUAAUACGUUGUUCGUAUUUUAUUUUGUUUAUACCACUCUUAAGACAGAGAUACAGGUUCUAAAUAAAAAUAUUUAAUUACUACAAUUGAUGUGUGCUGGGGUUUGGAACUUAAAAGUAGUUUCAAGGGUGUUUGGGCUGUGGCAUGUUUUGAAUGUUUCGUUGUUCAUACAUGUAUUUAUUUAAGGGGCCAUACACACUUUAAAAGGAGCAUAGUGUAUCAUUCUAGGAAACACCCUUCUGUGUUUUUUGUUUGCCCCUCUUGUAACACAAAGAGAUGCUGUCUGAGUAUCACAACAUCAAAGGCCCCAUCCCCAAUGCAGAAAGUUCUAUCAGGUUAAGACAACUGUGCCUUUGCUGUAGGUAGGUUACAGUGCUAUUUUCUAGCCUGGCCUACCUCACUAAGACUCAGGAAACACGUCAGCUUUCUUGCAAAGUAUCCUUGUCCGUUUCUAUUUUGUUGUGAAGAUAGUUUCUAAAGACCAGUCUUAUCUGCUCUGUGCUCAAAUUGUGUUUUCAGUGAUAUUUUCAGGAAUAGUUGUUUUCUAAAACCUGUUGCUACUGUGCACUUACAGAGUUUAUACCCGUUAUUUGGGAGGAAUGUGAGAAAAAACUCAAUUUAUGCUGCUGUUCCAGGAGGAGAGUAUAUGAAUUUCUGUAACUUAAUGCUUUUAGUGAGGAAAUUUACUUAUUCUCAAGUUUUUUUGUUAUUUUAAUAACUUUUUUAUCCUGAGGAAAAUCUACCUUUUGUGAGUAGACUUUGUACUGUUAGGAUUUUGCCUUUUUCUGAUGCUUAGCAGUGUUAACAUGUCAGGAGCAGCACCCUAAGCUGGGCAUGGAAAUAGCCAGAUUUCGAGGGAAAGGGAACUUGCAGUGUUGUAACCCACUUCUGUAACCCUAGGUGACACGAUUUUCCAUUCUGACUUAAAUUGUUUGCCAACUCCAUUUCUCCCUUGCUUUAGAAGUUAUUAAGGAAAUUUUGUUGAGUUCUCUUAAUUUAUAACACAGGAAAAAUUAGAGUCUAGUCAUUUUUAAUUCUUUUAGUCUAUAUGAUUUGAUCAUAUCACUUUAACAGAAAUCUAUUCAUACUAUUUUAUCAGUUUUAUACUCUCUGAGCUGAUACUUUCAAAUUCUGAAAAACGAGGUUUAAUCCAGAAUUCCCAAUCUUGCAGUCUAGGACUUUAAGUGAUGUUCUUUUUUAGAUACAGCUUUUAUAUUUCUUUCAUCAUUUAAACAUUUCCAACAUAAAAGCACCAUUUUCUCUGUGAAAUUUUCUUGACUAAUUUGUUCUUACAGUAUCCUAAGUCGGUGUCCCCUGGCUGUUUUAGUGGAUCCCUGACUCACAAUAAACUCGAAGUCCUAUUUUUUUUAAAAUGCAGACUUUAAGCCAUGCUCUCUGUAAUUCUUAGUUGUUUUGGAACAAGACCUACAUACUGUUUGUGCCCAAUAAGUCUCAGAUCCUCUGCUGAGCAUCUUGUACUUCGUGCCAUGAGUACAUUUGUAUGUGGACAGGCUGAUGGGAUUCAAGAGGACAGUCCUACACUCGCUCUCCCAAGGCUACCGUACUUCCUCCUGACUGGAUCUAAUAGCUGGCCUUCCCUAUCCAGAAGAGAGCUUCUGGGAGAAACAUUUUUGUCAAAAAACUUAUAAUUGUAUUUUCCAAGUUUUGUAGUAUGAUUAAUCUUGUUGGAAAUAGUAUUCUAGCAGCUUUUAAUAGAGAUAUUGCCAAGGUUUAUUUUACCAGGAUUAAUCUAGAACUUAGAGGAAACAUGCAUGUUGUUUGGGUCAUUCAUGAAAACAGAAUUUUAACUCUUUGUGUAUCUGCAGAAAGUUGGGGCAGACAGCUAUCAAGCCUCAAAGCCUCUUUCUCUGCUUCUGUACCUCUGUUUUCUGGCAGGACCAGGGCCAGACUCUUUCUUGGCUGAUCUUUCAUUUGCAGUCCUCUGCUUUUUUUUUUUUUUAAACUAUGAAUGUUAUCUAACUUUAUAAAGUUCUUGUUAAAACUAAUUAUAGUCAUAGCAUCUGAAUCUAUGUCAUUAGGAGCUGAUGAUGAGUGAGUUAGGAAAAAGACACACUUAAGUCAGAUUGAUAAGGAUGUUGAAGAAUAUAGAUUCUAGAACAUGGUGUGACUCAUGUUUGUAAUGCCAAAACCCCAGGUGCACAGUCAAGAGGAUCCCUGCAAGUCUGAGGCUCUACUGCAUGAAGAGGCUAGAGUCUGCAUCCCAGGCCUUUUACUGAAAGUAUUCAGACUGCUGACCUUGUCAUGUUCCGAGAGUUUUCUCAGGAAAACUCAAAUUGCUAAACAGUAUUUUUUAUUUCCUAGAAAUUAAAAAAGAAAUGAUGUCUUUAAGGCUGAGGAAGAUCUGGUUAUAAAUGUAUCACUCAGCUUAUUAAAAUAGAUAGUAAUAUCCUGAUUCAUAUAAUAAAAGACAUGGUACUUGAAUGUUAAGCAUAAGAAAAGUCAACCUCUGAUACACUUAAAAAGCUACAACUUAACAGAGCGUUGAAUAAAAAUGAUGCAAGAUUUCAUUUUCACUCUACUGUUUUCUUCCCAAGUAAAACAUGAAUCAUGUUGCUAAAUGAAUAGAAAUAAUAUGAGGAGAGGGCUUGUCAUUGGUUGGUUUAGUCAUAGCAUAUUGUUUUUAUAGCCAAAUAGAGCAAGGAUACAAGAACCAAAUACUGGAGACUUAAGUACAAUACAGCUAAGCCUGGUUGACCAAAAAUAUAGUGCUUGAACAGGCAAAACAUUAGGGUUGAUUUUUUUUUCUUUUUUUAGAUCUGUUUAUGGGAACAUGUCUGUGUACUUUUUGUUUAGAUUAGAAAAACAAAAGUGCAAGAACUGUAGGAGAUUAGAGACAGCAAAAUGCGUGGUACAAUGACCUCCGUUAUCCUCGUCAGCGUGUGGCUGACUUGCAUCUUUCAGGGAAUGAAAGCAAACCCAUUUGAUCCUUGAAUUUAACAGUCUACUGAUACGGCUUAAACUCUCUCCUUCUGUCCCUUAAUUCCAGCGUGUACAGGAAAUAGCUUAACCUCUCCUCUAGUGGAGAAUAAACAAAUUUGCUCUCAGGGACAACUGAGAUGUAGAAUGUCAAGCACUCCUUUGCUGCAUAAUUUCAUAUUGCUUGCUUUUUGAGUUGUGUCUGUUUUUUUCACAGUUUCACUAACUUCCCCCAUAAUCAGCUGUCACUUUUGCCGCCAUGUUGUGUGCCUGCUUCUGCAAUAGGCCCCUAAUUUGCUGCUUAUAAUCUGGAGUGGACUGAGAAACCAGAUUGCCAAGCUUGCUAAAACUGUGUCUAAACUAAGAGUAAGUAGACUGGAAAAGGCUGAGCACUUUUCUGUCAGUUAUAUGCAUGAAGUGUGUGUUGCCUGUUUUGCUGCUUAGCAUUGUGUGUGUUUUACUAUGAACCUGCUAAAAAUACUUGGUUAAAAACAUGAAUGCCAUAUAUAUAUGGAAUAUUAAUUUGGUUUUUGUGUGCUGAUAUAUCUAGGACUCUUCCUUAAUGAAUUCAACUGUAAAAGAAAAAUUGACUGUUAUCUUUGUAUGUCAUUGUGUGUAUUUUAGAAAAAUGUUAGUCAUUUGCUUUUGUUAAUUAGUCUUCAUUCAGUACACAGGUUUAAAGUUUAUGUCAUCAUUGUGAAUUCUGCACAGCAAAUCUUACCAAGAGUUACUGGUUUGAAACUAAACCUACCUCAUUUAGUAAGAACUGGCUAGCUUCACAGGGUAAUGAAUCACUCCGACAGCCCACUUCUCUAACAAUAUAUAAAAUACACUUUAAUUUUUCUAUAUUAAAACGAUCACUACUGGGCUGGAGAGAUGGCUCAGUGGAUAAAGUGCUCACUGCACAAGUAUGAGAAUGAAAACCUUCAUUCAAAUUCCCAGAGCCUACAUAAAAAAGCUGGGCAUAUGGGUUACAUUGAUAACCCCAGCAUUGGGGUUGGAGUCAGGAAAACCCGUGAAACCAUCUGGCCUGCCAGUCUACCUAAUCAGUGAGAGUGGUCUAAGGAAACACUGAAGAUCAACCUCUGGCCUAAUGUACGCAAGCACAUGUAGACACACACACAUAUACGUACAUACAUACAUACAACCUCUUGUAUAUAUGUAUACACAAACAUACACAAAUGCGUAAAAGUAUUAUUAUUGUUGUUGUUGCUUUUGAGAUAGAGUCUCUCUCUAUAACUUUGGCUGUCCCGGAACUCACUAUGUAGACAAGGCUGGCCUUGAGAUCUUCCUGUCUCUGCCUGCCAAGUGCUAGGAUUAAAGACAUGCACUACCACACCCAGCUCACUGAUCAUUGUUAACACUGGUUAUUCUACUGUGACACACUAAACACUGAAAACUGUCCCUUCAUUAAGUUCCAUUUGAUUGGACUGGCUUUAGUUAUGUGUUUGGUUGUGAUGGUUACUCCUGCUUACUUAAGUGUGCUUGAAUUAGCAGCCAUUCUCCAUUUUCACACACGCCUUCUGAUCUGCUCUGAAGACAAGGUGACUGUGCUGGUUAAAGUGUGGAAAGGAAGAGCAAGUAGAUACAGAGUGAAAAGACAUGCUGCUUACGCUUAUCGACUUUUUGGUAGGAUUUCUUUUGACCUAUUGGAUUACAAUCUUUGAUCCAGUGAAAUUACGGGGUUAAGUGCCUGCUUUCAAAAUAGAAUUGCUAUUAUACAAAAAUAACCAUUUUUCCCAAUAUUUUGUCUUCUUUAAAGUUGGUUCUAAAAUGUAAUUCUUUUGCAGUGAUUAAAACCAGUUCAUCGGGGUUAGCAUUGUCAUGUCACAUGUUUGAAUUGGAUACCAUAUGCUGGUAUAAAUUUCUUUGGCUUUUUUAAGAGAAAUGCAUCUUCAUUUCCAAAACAAAGUUGAUUAAGCCCUGGAAAAUAAGAAAACAGUAAUUAUUAAAGAUAUCUGAGAAGUAGACUCUAGGCCACAAAUAAUUUAUUUUUUAAUAUGCUGGGUUUUUAAAUAGUAUCUUUGCUUUCCUUAAUUCUACUAAAGGAAGUAUCCAUAAAAAAAAUUCCCAAGUGUCAGAACUAAGGCCUAAAACUAAGUGGCAGAAUUUCAUUCAGUAGUUGACAUGCCUAAAUUAGCCUUUAAUAUAUAAAAUAAGCAAGAUUGCUUUCCUCUCUCAAAUGAAAACAUGUAACAUUUUUAGAUAAUGUUAGUCUGUCUAGAAGCAGCUCUCCUAGCAUCUGCUUUAUCAUUGUGUCUCUCUAACCAUGGCACUCAUGCUUCCAUCAUUACAGUUUGAGUGCUGUGCCCAUUCUCCAUGGAACUCACUCCCAUUACAUUCAGCAGGAAUGCUUUAUCCGUCUUUCAUAAUCAUGCUUCCUACAGCUGGCCUGCAGUUAUCCAUGAUAAGGAAGGAAAUUAUGAUAGAACAAUUGUAAAAAGAAUGGUCCAAACCAGUUUCUAGUGUCAAUACCACUACAGCAGAGGGAGUGGUGCCAGGCAUGGUUGGCACUUGUCUUUGAAUACACUGUUAGAGGAAUACUAUUCUACUCAGUGCAGUUGCUAUAAGCUAAAGAGAAAGAAUUCAUAUCAGGGUUCACAUGUAUGAAAUUUAGCAGGAGAUACUGAUUUUACAUGUAUCAUUAAAUGUGUGACAAAAUCCAGGUGUGGUGGUACAUACCUUUAAUCCCAGCACUCUGGAGACAGCAACAGGCAUAUGUCUGAUUCAAGGCCAGCCUGGUCUACAGAGUGAGUUCCAGGCCAGCCAAGAUUCUAUAGUGAUAAUUGUGUGCUAGCUUCCAAUGCACAUGAUCCCUUUAAAGUGUAGCACGUUAGUAGCCACUUCAGUGUAUCAGCAGUGACUCUGGUUUAUCCCUGUACUGAGAUUCACUCAGCCUAUAAUUCGUUGAAGUGGAAAUGGUCUUUAGGAUGUGUAUAUUUCUGAUUAUAUAAGCCUAAAAAUGGGACUGUCUGUAGAUACGCUAGAUAGAUAUAUUUUUCUCACUUAUUUCUUAAAAAUAGAUAAUAUUAUUUUAGGCUUUAUAACAUUUCCUAAUGGUUGAUUACAUGCAAAUAAGUUUAUUGUUUAACAUUUCUUCUAAAACUAAAACUAAAGUACGUCAUGUGUAAGUUCACUCUUUUGUAAUGAUCUACACAACCUCUUAGCCCUCUUUUCCUUCCAAGUUAAAGGACUAAAUUGGUGCCAUUUCUGAGUACAAGAAUUUUCUGAUCUUUUUCAUACCAGUCUGUACCUUCUGUCAUACUGUGACUUAAACUGUGCUUAGGCAUAGUACUAGCAUGUGACAAUGUAUAGAAGGCUACAGGAAUGUCACUCCUAUCCCUUAAAGGUUGUUGUGUGGCCCUGAUACAGCUCUGGAGGCCCACACAGGUGAGAAGCCCAGAAGGCCAUUCAAGCUGAAAGCACUCCCAAGGAGUUUGGUUUUGUUUGGGUUUGUUCUAGGUAUGGUCCCAGGGAUCCCAGAUCAAACCAGGCCCCUGGGCCUAUCCUAGAACCAACCUAAACCCACUCAUCAUUCCCGGAACAUCCAGAGUGUGAAGACUGAAGAGACCUGAGGCUGACCACACGUCCUGUACUCACCAAGACUCACUUUUUAUCUGUGUAUCUGUUGUUUAGCAAGCAUUGGCUGGUUGAUCUAUCUGAAAUCACAGUGGCAACAUUUGGGUAACCGCAUAAAUUCUCCCAGACUGAUACCACAGUACUUCUCAUAACAGAAAUUCUUUGAGUUGUUAUUAUUUGCCAGUGAGAACUGGUCUUGUGAUUUUUGUCAUCAGAUAAAAUAGACAUAAAUGUCUAUUUUAAGAAGCAGCAACUUAGCCAAACCAUCCUCAAAACAGCCUUCUUCCAGAAUGGAUGAAUUGUGUUUUCUUAACUACAUCCCAUGACAUCCUAUCAGUCUCCUUCAAGUAGAUGAUUUAUUCACACUUUCUCAAAGGCAUCAGUCCUUGUCUUCUAGUUCUAAUGCUAAGUAGUUCUUGCUUCAGAAACUAGUCUCUUUUUCCUCCCAUUGAGUCUGCUGCACAUCAGAGCUCCCUUUAAAGUUUUCCAUGGCUCCUGACAAGUAGGGUGACAUAGAUGGGCUACCCCUUCAGGUCUUACGUCAGUGUUUUGCAGAAGAAUAUUUUAAGAACUUCACUUUUCUUCCUAGCUGCUCUGGAUGUUUAAACCAUUCUACUCUAAUAAAUAUAUUAUAUGGCUUCAUAUCAGAGCCGGCAUUGCCAUGGUCAACUGAUGUUGUUUUGAUUUGGAAGACAAGAACUCUGAAAAGGCUUGGAUGCUAAAAACUCAGACAUUAUGGUAAGCAAUGAAAAUGCAUACAGUCUAUUGCACUCUAUAUAAAAGAACUCAACAUUGUGCUUUUCCACCAAUCUUUAUCACACCAGCAAAUUUAGAUCACCAGGUCACAAUUUAAAAUGGGCCAGGUACCUUGAGGCUCAUCUGAAUAGCUCAACCGUGGUAUCAGUUCUAUACCAUGGGUUUUUAUCUCAAAGAUUUGUGCUUCUCGGUGUUUUCUUCCUUGUAGUGUUUUCCUUAUGGAGAUAUUAUCUGAGAGCACAACUAGCUGUAUUUUUUGGCCUUGCCUAAAAUGCAUGUAAACAUAUUAGGUUGAUGUACAAUAUGUUUUGUCACAGUGGGAGGAAGGGUGUUAUACUCAUUUACAUCAUUCAGUGGACACUGAAAAUAGGAAAUUAUGAACUGUUUAAUUAGUUUGUUUUUUUUUUUAAGGUAGGAUUUUAUAUCCUAAGCUAACUUUAAACUUCCUGUAUAGCUAAGGUUGGCGUUAAACUCCUGAUCUUCCUGCUUUUACCUCCCAGGUUCUGGUAUUUUAAUUAUGUACACCUGGCUCUGGAUUUUUGUUGGUAGUGGUUCUGCUUUUUUAUUUUUUAAUUUUUUAGGCAUUAUGUAACUAACAAUGACUGGCCUAGAACUUGCUGUAUAGACCAGGCUGAUCUUGAACUUCUGGCAGUCCUCCUGCCUCCACCUCUAGGUGCUGAGAUGGCAAGUGUGCGCCGCCAUCCUUAGCAAAGUGUGGCUCUUUAGGACCUCUUUAAAGUAUGAGCAGUGGAGGAUCACUGGCCCACCAUGUGUACAGCCUUCAGCUCUACCUCUGAGGCCCUCCACCAGUAAAAACACAGCCUUUGGAAGUAGUCUUUCAGGUCCUUUUUCAUUUUUUUACCAUUACUUAUGCUUUAGAUAUUAGAAGUUAGAAUUCUAUAUCCCCUACCCUAAUUGAAGACUUGAGGUUAAAAAAACCACAGGGGGUGUGCUUUUUUGUUUAAUUGGGAUAAAAAAAAUUUACCAUUGCCACCAUUUUUAUGUUUGAUUCAGGAAAUGUCUAUGCCUUUAAUGAAGCAUUCCCAGAAUGUUUCAUUGUGCAAGUCUUAAACGCUUCUAUCAAUGAGAUAAGAGUUCCCCUCUUCCCUCUCCUUUCCCAUAACCCUUGGCAGGCACCAUUCUAUUUCCUGUUAGGAUCGCAAGUUCAUCUCAUUAGCAUGUGACGGAAUUUCCUUUUAGGACUGAACAAUCUACAUGUUUACUGCAUCUUGUUGAUCACUGAUCCACUGGCAGGCACUGACUGCCUCCCCCUCUUGGCCAUUAUAAAUGAUGCUGCUAUGGAUUUGUGCAGGUGCCUGCUUUUAAACAUGGUACUUUAUUAAUCACUUUCUGUGUUCUCUCACAUCAACCUGUUAUCAACUAUUUUAAAAGCUUUUAGAAUUGUAGCCUUGCUUGUGCUGUAUAACUAGUUGUUCCUCCUAAGCUUAAAGCCUCUCUAAUAAAAUCUGAAAUUUCGUUCUAUA